CUCGCUAGUCAGCCGCUGGGCGCGCUGGGCUCCAAGUUUAGGCAUAAACUGGGUGCUUGUGUAUGCUUGGAGCCGCUGUGGUGGCUCGAGCAGAUCUCACUCUUGGCAGCAACAGCAGCAGCCACACACGUCGCGGGCCCUGGGGGCUUGUGCACUGAUGAUCUGGCUGCAGAGGCGGCGAUGGCGACGUUGGCAGCGGAAUGCUCGGACGCAUGGCCCUACAAGUGGCUGCUGCCGCUGCUGCGGGAGGUCCGUGUGGUGGAGCUGGUGGGGGCGGGGCUGCGGGUCACACCGCACCUGAAGGAAGCCAGCAGCAUCGGGGGCUUCAACGUCUUUGUGUCUUUCAUUGCGAGGUCCUGCUGCUAUGUGGCGUCGGCCUUCCCGGAGGAAGUGCGGAAAGCAGCUGGCGGCGUUGAAGGCAGUAGUCGCGGCAGCGCUGGUGCCUCUACACGCCUCAGUUCGCAGGGUGGCGCUCACGGCGGCUCAUCCGCCGCUUCCAGCCAUGCUGACAAAAGUGCAGCAGCAGCAGCAGCCGCUGCCGCCAGCUCGCACCUGCCAGGCUGGCACCCGCAGUAUUUGCGGGCGCUGCUGCCGGAGUUGAGGAGGAUCGGGCAUAUGGAUGAUGUGAGCAAGGUAGAGGCUCUGCUGGCAAAGCUGGAGGUCUGCGGUGCUACCGAUAGCGGCUGUGACGCCGGCAGGGACUCGGGGAGCGGGGGCGGAGGCGACGUCGGCAUGCCAGGCGGUGCGGAGCCCUUCCGGCCGCCGCCUGCUGCUGCCCGGCUGUUGCUGCCCGUGUGUUCCAACCCCUGCUGCGUGAACCUGGCUGGGGACAGCGAGGCAGACCUGCGGCUGCAGCCGUGCGGGCGGUGCGGGGCGGUGAGCUACUGCGGGC
Molecule: messenger RNA, 892 nt
Organism: Astrephomene gubernaculifera
Lineage: Eukaryota; Viridiplantae; Chlorophyta; Chlorophyceae; Chlamydomonadales; Astrephomenaceae
Source: the annotation of a GenBank genome assembly